AAACGACAAGGCUGGGAAAGGAAGGGAGGCGAGAGGCGAGUUUCGACGACGGCCAACGCUUGUUUUUUUCCCUUCAACCAACUUGGGUUUUUUUGACAUUUAGUUUUGAGCCAACUUUUAUAUUCGACCCUGGCCAAAGGGGAAGGACGGAGAAGGAUUAGGCGUUGUAUAUAGUGCUGUGUUUGUUGCUCUUGGAGGUUUCAAACGAACCGUGUGACAAAAGCGACAAAGGCAUCGUGUCAUUCAGGACGAAGGACUAGAGAGAUUGUUUAGCAGAGUGCCUUGGCUAUUAACUGCACGAGUAGCCUCGUAGUUUACUUGAGGGACACGUCACGAAACUCUAGUGUUUACUUUGUAUAUCGCCUGCAAUUGAUUUGAGCGGGUUUAACCCGGUCCGUCGAAGUUGAAUCGCCUUGAAACGUUAACACCAGUCGACGUAGACUAAGGACGACCGUUACUACUUUUCCGUGCCGUAUGCGGUUGUCCGCUCCUAGACCAAAACUAUUCAACGAUGACCACGCUACAGAGAGAGCAGGGGAUUACCAAGAAGCGCUCUAUCAUUUUCCGUCUGGCUAAGGAGACUCAAGGAACUGUGCAAGCGCUCUUUCACUCAGCGAAGAAGGGCAGUACCACUCCCGUUGUGCCAGCCGAUGGUAGGGAAUCAGGAUCGACGUGGGCAACAUCGUCAGGGAAUGGAACAAUUGCCUCUGACACCCCAGAUUCGCCUGUCACACCAACGAGUCCUGCUAGCACCGGAAAGGGGCGAUUAGGUUUUCUGGGAAAGAAGGCAUCGCUGGCCAGUCUUCGGAGAGCUCAAUCGGAACCUUCCAUUGUUCAACUAGACAAGCGGGCGUCAAAGGUACCAAAGCCUAAAGCGCUCAAAGUCGACCACGAAUGUCGGACAUCUGAUGAAGGCUAUGUGGGCUCGGGUGCAGAUCUGGGAUUGGGUGGAAGCACGAGUGGGAGUGGAAGUACACGGAACAGUGCUGAUGAACAAGCGUAUCCAAAUACGGCACCGGUUAUCAAGCGAACCGUAGCCUACGGCGGAAUGGUCGGAGCUCCCGUUCACCCCAAACUUCGCCAUGAGCGGUCUCAUAACCAACUAUCGGCUGGUUCGAUAGGAUCAGUGGCAGGCCGUUCUAAAACUUUCCGCCGAAGCUUCUCAGCCAAUUCAAUCAAGUUUACGGACGUCGAGGUCGCUCCGAACAGCUUCACAAAGAUACGGUUAAUCGGAAAAGGAGACGUUGGAAAAGUCUAUCUAGUGGAGAAGAAGAGCACAGGGAAGCUCUAUGCGAUGAAAGUACUAUCAAAAGCUGAGAUGAUCAAACGCAAUAAGAUCAAGCGUGUCCUAGCUGAACAGGAAAUUUUGGCCACGUCAAAUCAUCCCUUCAUUGUAACCUUGUACCAUAGCUUCCAAAGCGAGGACUACUUGUAUUUCAUUAUGGAGUACUGCUGUGGAGGAGAAUUUUUUCGCGCGCUCCAAACAUUGGAAACCAAAUCCUUACCGGAAAAGGAUGCCCGCUUCUACGCUGCGGAAGUAAUAUGCGCAAUAGAAUACCUCCAUCUCAUGGGCUUUAUAUACCGAGAUUUAAAGCCUGAGAACAUCCUCUUGCAUCAUACUGGACAUAUUAUGCUGACGGACUUUGAUCUAUCAAAGCCUUCGGCAGAACCUGGUGAUCCCGGAAUUGUGAAGAGCAAUACCUUUUCGUUCCAACUGUCUAGUUCCCCAGCCAUCGAUACCAAAUCAUGUACAGCCAACUUGAGGACGAACUCUUUCGUGGGAACUGAAGAGUACAUUGCGCCAGAGGUGAUCAAGGGAUGCGGCCACACGAGCGCUGUCGAUUGGUGGACCCUGGGCAUUCUGAUAUAUGAGAUGCUUUACGGUACAACCCCUUUCAAGGGACAAAACCGCAAUAACACCUUCACCAACAUCAUUUAUAAUGACGUUGCCUUCCCGGCGGAACCACCGGUGUCCCCUUCAUGCAAGCAGCUCAUUCGAAAGCUUCUCCACAAAGAUGAAGAGAAGCGCCUCGGGUCCCGUGCUGGGGCAUCAGAUGUCAAAGCCCAUCCCUUUUUCAAAGGCGUCAACUGGGCUCUCUUACGACACGAGAAGAAUCCGCCGAUUGUACCCAAGAUUCACGAUCCAACCGACACAAGCAAUUUCCGGCCGUUGGAGGAUAGCAUCGAUUUGGAUUUGGAGAUGGAGGGAAGGAGGGUGAUACUCGGGUCUGACUUGGUAAAUGACCCCACGCAAAACGGAUCUCGACGGGGAGCAGGGCGGAAUGGCGCACGAGCUGCGAACCCAUUCCGGGAUUUCGAAUCUGUGACACUUCAUCACGCACACAUGGUCGAAUGAGUUCAGUACCAAAUAGGUGACCGCAUGUACAUCAUUCCACAUGCUGUCAUCGAUACAUGUGUCUUUGUUAAGGGAUAUUUAGUGCCAGUUUACUGCAGUCAGCACUGGUUCUCUAGUCACUUGGACAGAAGCCCAAAGAAGGGUGUGAUUUCUGCUGCGACAGUACAUAGUAUGUGUUAGUAGUUGCUAGGGUAUAUGUAGCUUUUGGAUUGGUAGCAGCUUUCUUGUUUCUUCUUUUUUAAUACUUGAAAAUAUCAUUCUCGUUACCGCAUUACAA
This is a messenger RNA of Spizellomyces punctatus DAOM BR117, 2633 nucleotides long. Its product is annotated as AGC/RSK protein kinase. Gene Ontology annotation, biological process: protein phosphorylation. NCBI's taxonomy places the organism in Eukaryota, Fungi, Chytridiomycota, Chytridiomycetes, Spizellomycetales, Spizellomycetaceae. The transcript is spliced from 10 exons. Gene Ontology annotation, molecular function: ATP binding; protein serine/threonine kinase activity. The coding region runs from base 512 to 2356 and encodes 614 amino acids. Gene Ontology annotation, cellular component: cytoplasm; nucleus; plasma membrane. The record is from RefSeq and is a predicted model, not a curated record.